This is a messenger RNA of Oncorhynchus nerka (sockeye salmon), 887 nucleotides long. Its product is annotated as small ubiquitin-related modifier 1. Gene Ontology annotation, cellular component: PML body; nucleus. Lineage: Eukaryota; Metazoa; Chordata; Actinopteri; Salmoniformes; Salmonidae. Gene Ontology annotation, biological process: protein sumoylation. Bases 107 to 412 code for a protein of 101 amino acids. The record is from RefSeq and is a predicted model, not a curated record. Gene Ontology annotation, molecular function: protein tag activity; ubiquitin-like protein ligase binding. The transcript has 5 exons.
GGUAGGCGGAAGGGGGGGGGUUAUUUGAAGAAAAGCGAAGAGAUUGUUGUCAACAACACGGGUUUCUACACUGCCCUGGCUAAUUUUACAACAAAAAAAUAACAAGAUGUCAGAUACAGACACCAAGCCUUCAGGUCAGGAUGGAGGAGACCAAAAGGAUGGAGAGUACAUCAAACUGAAAGUGAUCGGUCAGGACAACAGUGAAAUUCACUUCAAAGUGAAAAUGACGACCCAUCUGAAGAAGCUGAAGGAAUCUUAUAGCCAGAGACAGGGUGUUCAUAUGAGUACCUUACGGUUUCUAUUUGAGGGACAAAGAAUCUCAGACAACCACACUCCAAAAGAGCUGGGGAUGGAAGACGAGGACGUCAUCGAGGUCUAUCAGGAACAGACCGGAGGACUUCGGAAUAAUUAGUCUUCCUGGGUUUUAACUUUUUUGUUGUUGCUGAUGAUAAUAUUGUAUUUUAUAUUUGUACAAAAUGACUGAGUGGUUUGUUUGGCUUUGUGUUCCUCUGGGUGGUAGAGAUCUCUGCCAGAGAGGAGAGAAUAAUCGUCUGAUACAUCUCCUGUUCUCUUAUCGUCACCUGGUCUGUUUGUGCUGUUUUGAAAACUCCUAUGAAGGCGUGACUGUAGGAGCUGGCAAGACGGCACAAACAGUCUGAAUGCAUUUCAGAGUAGGAGUGCUGAUCGGAAGAUGCUUUUCAACCGUUCGCUGCCUGCACCCGCACGCCUGACCAGCAUCACCACCCUGAAUGGUUCCGACCUUGAAUAUGUGGACAUCUAUAAGUACCUAGGUGUCUGGUUAGACUGUAAACUCUCCUUCCAGACUCAUAUCAAACAUCUACAAUCAAAAAUCAAGUCAAGAGUCAGGAUAAAGUAAUCCCUCUCAA